Molecule: messenger RNA, 1842 nt
Organism: Oncorhynchus nerka (sockeye salmon)
Lineage: Eukaryota; Metazoa; Chordata; Actinopteri; Salmoniformes; Salmonidae
Product: piggyBac transposable element-derived protein 4-like
Exons: 3
Coding region: 1-1842 (613 amino acids)
Source: RefSeq, a predicted model, not a curated record
AUGGGUCAGAGCGACCCAGGCCCUGUGUUUCCAGGGCUCGCGCUCUGCGCUCCUGAGUCAGAGCGACCCUGUCAGCCACUGGCGAGGCGUAUGCCGUCGAGCGCAGCCGCUCUGAGCGACCCAGCCAGCCGCUGCACAGGUCCAGAUGUGCUCCGCUGUGUGCUAGAGAGCAGUUCCCAAGAAGACUACUCGGAUUGCCAGGAGGAGGAGGAGGAAGAAGUUUCGGAAGACGAAGACGGGGAGGAAUACAACCCCGAGCACCGCGAGGUCGACGAUGCCUCUUCUCCCUCUUCUGAGGAAGAGUCCGAGGAAGAGCCGCCCAAGGACGAGCCCGAGGACGGGCACGAGGACCGACGCGAGGAAGAGAUCUCCUCAGCCCCGGACCAACGGGAGACGCCGUUGCUGUCGAAAAAUGGUAAAAUCGAGUUGUCCCCCGUGGCCUACGGCCGCCACCGCGGGGCCUUCGCGAUCUGCCACGCCGGGCCGGACCAGACUCCGGGCCCCACGGCCUAUGCCGCGGCCCAGGCCCGCGACAUCGCGUCGGCCUUCCACCUGUUUGUCACACCGGCGAUAGAAAGGAUAAUUGUGGAAAUGACGAACCUGCACGGGGCCAGAAAAUACGGUGACGGCUGGCGACCCAUGGACACCAUGGACCUGCGCGCCUACGUAGAGCUGCUGAUCCUUGCGGGCGUCUACAGGUCCCGAGGCGAGGCCGCGGCAAGCCUGUGGGACGCCGAGAGUGGCAGGACCGUGUUCCGAGCCACCAUGCCGCUCAAGGUCUUUCACAGGUACUCGAGGCUGGUGCGAUUCGACGACCGCCAGUCGAGACCCGCCAGACUCGCCACGGACAAACUCGCAGCCAUACGGGAGGUCUGGGACCUGCUGGCCCUCUACAACCCGGGGUCCGACGUGACGGUGGACGAGCAACCAUUCAGAGGCUGCUGUCCUUUCCGUCAGUACAUCCCCAGGAAGCCGGCAAAAUACGGCAUCAAGUCGUGGGUGGCCUGCGACGCCAAGUUCAGCUACGCUUGGAAGAUGCAAGUGUACACCGGCAAGGCGGCCGGCGGAGGCCCCGAGAAGAACCAGGGGAUGCGCGUCGUCCUCGAUCUGACAACGGGGCGGAGCGGUCGCAACGUCACCUGCGACAACUUCUUCACCUCCUACGACCUGGGCCAGCGGCUCCUCGAGAGGAACCUCACCAUGGUGGGCACGGUGAGAAAGAACAAGGCUGAGCUCCCGCCCGCGCUGCUCGAGUCCAGGGGCAGACAGGUCCUGUCCUCCAGGUUUGCCUUCAUGCCAACCACCACUCUGGUGUCCUACCUGGCAAAGAAAAACAAGAACGUGCUACUUUUGAGCACGCUGCACACAGAGGGCCACAUUAGCGAUCGCCGCGACAGGAAGCCGGCCGUCAUCCUAGACUACAACUGCAACAAGGGCGGCGUGGAAAACAUAGACAAUGUGGUCUUCACCUACAGCUGCAGACGGAUGACUGCCCGCUGGCCCCUGGUCGUCUUCCACAACAUCCUCGACGUGUCCUCCUACAACGCCUUUGUCAUAUGGCGAGAGAUCAAGCCUGACUGGAUGCCUCGCAAGCGGAACAAGCGCAGGGUGUUCCUCGAGCAGCUGGGAAAGGGACUUGUGAAGCCGCUGAUCCAAAGAAGGCAGCAUCUGCCCCGCACCGAAGCGGCGUCAGCGCUUGUCAAAGUCCUACAGAGUGCUGCGGCGGCGCCUUGUGAUCAACAGCGCGAGGGCCCCGCCGCUGGCACGGCCGCUGCCCCGCUCGUUGCCCCGGCCACCGGGGCAAGCAAGAGGAAGAGGUGUCAGCUCUGCCCACCCAAGUAG